Molecule: messenger RNA, 8432 nt
Organism: Mesocricetus auratus (golden hamster)
Lineage: Eukaryota; Metazoa; Chordata; Mammalia; Rodentia; Cricetidae
Gene: Pag1
Product: phosphoprotein membrane anchor with glycosphingolipid microdomains 1
Exons: 10
Coding region: 819-2108 (429 amino acids)
Biological process (GO): intracellular signal transduction; negative regulation of T cell activation
Cellular component (GO): membrane raft; plasma membrane
Source: RefSeq, a predicted model, not a curated record
UCCUCCGCGCUGUCAUUCUCCGCGGCUCGGCGGCCAGUGCGGACUGCGGUUCCUGCCCGGCGCGCGGGCGCUGUGACUGCUCCUCCGGGGCGGAUCGGGCGACUCUGCAGCGCGUCGGCGCCUCUCGUCCGGGGACUCCGUGGCGUCGCAUUCCGUCGGAGCGGGAGACACGCACCUGGAGCUCAGAGCUCAGCUCUCAGGGACUGGUGGCCGCUACGGCUCUUGCUCCGGUCUUCGGCGCAGUCCGGGUCGCCGCGGCCACCCGGUGCGCCCGGGAGAGUGCGCCGCCCCGGGCGCGGUAGAGCUCAGGCUACAGGGACCGGGAGGAUCCUGCGCCCGCUGCCACCGGCCACAGAGGGCCAGCCCGGAUGCGUGCGGCGGAGUUGCAGCGCUUCUUAGCGCGCUGAAGCCCCAGAAGACCCCUGCCUCCUGAGAGCCAGCCAAGAAAGGAGAGGGAAUCUCCUAUAACAACAUCUGAACGGAACACAUUACCAGAACGUAGAAGUUCUUUUUUGGACAACCAUUUCUCCAAGACUCCUGCCGUAACCUCCAUCCUCCGGCAAAGUAGCACUAAGAGCCACUGCGGUAGAAGUAGUCCAACAGCUGAGCCUUUGAGAUCUUAGCCUGACUCGCUGGGUCCUUCUGCGGGAUUCGGCCGCUCCUGUUUUCAGUGUGCCUCUAAUACUGAAAUACCCGACAACAGUACCUGGGCAUUCUCAGAAGCAUUAGGGCAGGGACAAGGGCUGCCCUAGGAGGACGAAGCCUUCUGGACCCAUGUAAAGAACCGCCUCCACCAGCUGGCCACCCAGCUCCCCGCCAUGGGCCCUGCAGGAAGCACCCUGAGCAGUGGGCACGUGCAGAUGCAGAUGGUUCUAUGGGGAAGUUUGGCUGCUGUGGCUGUGUUCUUCCUCAUCACCUUCCUCAUCUUCCUGUGCUCCAGCUGUGACAGAGAGAAGAAGCCAAAGCAGCACGGUGGGGACCAUGAGAACCUGAUGAAUGUGCCUUCAGACAAGGAGAUGUUCAGCCACUCUGCCACCAGCCUGACAACAGAUGCGCUGGCUAGCAGUGAACAGAACGGGGUGCUCAGCAAUGGCGACAUUCUUUCAGAAGACAGCACCUUAACCUGUAUGCAGCAUUAUGAGGAAGUUCAGACCUCGGCUUCAGAUCUUCUGGACUCCCAGGACAGCACAGGAAAGCCCAAGAGUCACCAGAGCCGAGAGCUGCCCAGGAUCCCCCCUGAGAAUGCCGUGGACGCCAUGCUCACAGCCAGGGCUGUGGAGGGGGACUCCGGGCCUGGCGUGGAGGGGCCCUACGAGGUGCUCAAGGACAGCUCCUCCCAGGAGAACAUGGUGGAGGACUGCCUGUACGAAACUGUGAAGGAAAUCAAGGACAUGACGGACAAAGGCCAGAAUGGCAAGUCCAAGUCCACUUCCGCCUUGAAGGAGCUACAGGGGCCCCACACAGAGGGCAAAGCCGACUUUGCGGAAUAUGCCUCUGUGGACAGGAACAAAAAGUGCCGCCAAAGCAUGAAUGCCGAGAACAUUCUGGGAACUUCCAGUGACCUGGAAGAGGAAGCCCCACCCCCUGUCCCGGUUAAACUCCUGGAUGAGAAUGCGAACCUUCCAGAGAAGGGAGAGAGAGAGGCGGAAGAGCCAGCUACGGAGGGGACCAGUGGACACAGAAAGAGAUUUAGUUCCUUGUCAUACAAGUCUCGGGAAGAAGACCCAACUCUUACAGAAGAGGAGAUCUCAGCGAUGUAUUCCUCAGUGAAUAAACCCGGACAGUCAGCACACAAGCCUGGACCAUCUCCGAAAGGACCAGAGUUUGCCUGCCCCUCCAUGCAGGGAUCCCCUCAGAGGUCACCCUCUUCCUGUAAUGACCUCUAUGCCACUGUGAAAGACUUCGACAAAUCUCCCAACAACAUCAGCACACUCCCCCCAGCAAGGAGAUCGAGUGAGCAACCCGAGCCUGACUACGAAGCCAUACAGACUCUAAACAGAGAGGAAGAGAAGGUCCCCCUGGAGACCAAUGGCCACCUUGUCCCCAAGGAGAAUGACUACGAGAGCAUUGGGGACUUGCAGCAAUGCAGAAAUAUCACCAGGCUCUAGCAGCCCAGAAAGUAGUCCCGAAGAGCCUCGCGCAUCAGGGGACAGCUCCGCCUGGGAUAAGAAGACAUCCAUCUCAGGCUGCUUCAGUUAACUGAAGUCAAGUACAAGUUCACAGCUGUUCCCCAGUUUCUGAAACAGUAAGGUAUGGACUCACCUGUCAGGGCGGGACCCCAUACUCACAGGAAACCCCUGGUACAUGUGACCACCAAAUGCCACAAGGCAGGCAGGCUGUGAGGGGGCGCUCUAUCCACCAAUGUUGAAAUUCCAUCCGUCCGCCUAGAAUCCCACCGCAGCGGUGACCAGCCAGGGUUUUCUUCCUCACCAUUUCUUUGUCUGCUACCAGUGUUAAAAUACCCGGUAUUUCACCACGCCAGACCUCCCCAUGUCUGUGGUUCAUUCCAAGGACUGUCUCCCACGGGCUCGGCGCUAGUUCAGCUAGAUACCAUGAUGGUGAGAAACCCACACUGGUUUCCAUUAGACCGUCCCCUUCCCAGACCUGCGGUGUCUGUCCCUGGGAAUGUGGAAAGUGCAGGCUACUUGGUCUGGGUUGGGGUGUCUUCUGGAGUCUCUGGGGGUGUUUGCUCCUAAUUUUCACACCACAUCUGCAGUCUUUUCACAAGGUACUUGAGGUACUCUAGACACUUUUUAUAUCUUUCUGUUCAAAACCUUCCCCCACAGCGUUCAGAAAUUUGUCAACACCUUUUUUGAAUUCCCUUGACUACUAUGGUACUUCUAAAGUUGUUUAAACCCAGCGCUCUUCCUUCCAAACAGAGCCUUAACGUUUAAGUUGGGACCCGGGCCACACAUGUGGAUGGCAGCCAUGGCGUCUAUCCCCAAAGGGCUUCGGACAUGAAUUUGUGUUUUCAGUGAUCUCUGCUGCCCACAUGUCUGACUUUUCUGUUAUCCGUUGGUAAUCUAAGAGUAAAAUGUAAACAUUUAUUUUAUUAUAUGAAUUUAUAAGAUGUUUUAUGUUUCAUGCCUAAUUUCUAGAAAACACCAGAAAUUAUAUAUUAACUAUUUUGAUUUUAUGUACAAUGAUUUAUACUCUCAAUUUGAAAAGACACCAUAAAGCACAUAAGCUAGAUAAUUAUGAGCAUUCUUUUUUUUUCUUUCUCUAACAAGUAAUGUAACAUUGAAGAUUUGUAAAGACUCAGCUCUCUAAAAGGUACUGGGGACUCCAAAUCCCAAACACUCAGACUGCCAGUGGCAAAAAUGCAAUAGGCAUGAAUAAUUGUGUCAAGGGGUUGUGAUGGACACUACUGAAACAGAACAAAAUCUGACUUAGGAAUUUUGAACUCCCUGAAAGUAGCAGAUUUGCAUUAAAGUCCAAUGGCAUCUUUAAGACAUCGGCACUUGUUAAUACAAAUUGCCUGUCAGACUAUUUUCCUUCAUAUAACAAAAGUCAGUGGCUGGAGUAGCUCAAAUUACAAGUUCAGCCUGGUUUGAAUUUAAUCGUCUCUCUAAAUCUUCCAAGGCCAACAUUGGAAACCAUGUUCACUUUUCACUGAUUCAGACAAAGAGAGAGGCCGCAACCCCUCCUGCCGUGACAUCUGAUUCUAAUGACUUAAUACCCAUGCUGUUUUCCCUCCCUGUGACAAAGAGUGUGACUGGGAGGAUGAAGUGACCAGUCAGCUGUGGCCUGUGUUUCCAUCCCUGUAUUCAUGAACUGGUUUUGUCGCUGGUGUGUACCAUGCUUGUGGAACUGUGAACUCAACUCUCUAAGGUGGUGUCAGUCAACCCAGUCCACCUAUGAAGAUGCCACGUGGAUAAGCAUAGCCACUGCCCAUCAGAAGGUGACAAGGAGGGUACCCCUGGCCCCCGGAGCAGCAGAGGGUAAGGAUCUCCAGCAAACCCCGCUCUGUGUGGAUGAGUUUGACCCAAGCGCCACUCAGGUCACAGGGGUCCCUUAGCACGUGGUGCUACCCAUGACACGGCAUCCCCAGCCUUGUGCGUGCCACAGUGCCGUACUUCACAGGCACUUUACAGCUCAGAAGUUUUGACUAUGUUUUAUAAAAAGUUUUAACUUAGCAGGGAAGCUGGUAUGAGUGCGGGAGUAUAAAACUCUUUCUUUAGAGACAAGUUAUUAUAAAUAAUCAUGUCAACUUGAAACCUUGUUGUCAGAAUGUCCUCAGAGUUUUCAAAUAUAGUAUGCAACAUAGUCAUGAAAUAUGCACUGAAAUCGCUCUCCUGGUCUGAGAACCAGUGAACAAGUUGUGACAGAUGAUAUCUUGAGUACUUUACAAGGAACUGGAAGGCCCUCCGACACAAAUUCCACAAGAAUAAGCAGCAGCUUGUGAGGACUGGGGGAAGGGCGGGCAAGGGAACCAGCUCGCUCAGUUUAGCUUCAGGUGCAUAAUUAUUGUGCAUUUAUUGGUGUGUCGUCAUUGUUUGACUUGAUUAUCUAGGGUUUUUUCAUUUUAUUUUGUUUUGUUAUAACUUUUUACUCAUUUACUUAGUUCAGAAUCUGUCUGAGCUGGACAGAGCCUGUGGUUUGUUAAAUGUUACAGAGUUUAAGUGUAUGAAAGGAAUAAUCAAAGCAGACUUCACCGUAUACAGAAACAUUCACCACUGGUAUCCACAGUGUGCAUCCCGUCAUACCCAGCUCAGGUGGAAUCAUCCACAAAGAGAAAAAUAAGUCAUAAGGUUUUUCCCUUUAAGUCAGAAUUAUAAUUCUAUCUAGAUUAGAAGUAGUUGUUUCCUUUUCCUUAAAUACCUUUGAAAGUCUGAAAGCAUUUAAUGUUCCUUUACAUACUUCCCAAAUGUAAAUCACAAGAAAAGCAUAGACUGUUUUAUGUGAAAUGUUCAAGAAAUUUAAAAGAAAGUCAUUUUUAUAAACAUGCUGGGUGCAUAGUUUUGACUUGUCCUUAUGUAAAUCAUGUCAUUAAAUCUGUAAAACUUAUAAAUAAUAUCAAUAACCUUUGUGAUAAAACGAUUCAUGAUUGUUCUACGGUAAAUUCAACAGAAUUGGAUUCUCCCACAAUAAAUUCUAAUUAAAUGCUAAAAAAACAAUAGACCUUCAACACAGAACUAAAAUCUCACCCAGUAUGCCAGGGUGCUGCUCUUACUUGAUUUUCACCUGUAUGAUUAGAACAUUCCCUGUCUUCACUAGUGGUAAACUAUAUGUAUGUAUGUAUGUAUGUAUGUAUGUAUGUAUGUAUGUACAUAUGUAGGUAUUGUGUGUUGCUGGCACAGUCCUGAUACUAAUUAGGCUGUGUUCUAUCGUAUAUUUGAAAAGUUUAUCCCACUAGUAUGAUGAACUUGUGUCAUAACAGCAGAAUUAAACCAUUCUCCAUCAGUUACAUUUUGUAAUUAUGGGAUGCCUUCCUGAGCUGCUUUCAUUUAGUUUCCCCAAUGAAUACAUUCAGAUUUUAAAUUGCGUUCAUAAUUCUCCCAGUUGAAAAACAAUGCUGUCUGAAGAUGCCUUUGUUAUACUCAAGACACGGUACAUAUUCAGUCUGAGACAAGGAAUGGAAACAGGUGUACUACUCAGUGUGUGUCAAGGAAGAGAGUAAGCCAAAAGCAACAAAAGAGGAACCCGGAGCCUGGCUGGCAGGCAAGGUGGCCUACCAGGUAACUGAAACCAGUUAUCACAUGGAGGGAUCUGUUUUAUUCCUUGUUAAAACCCAAGCACUUGCAGCAGGACCAGUGGAUACUGGAAAAUGGAUGUACAAAGCCUGUCUUGUGACAAUGCAGUGGCCGAUUCCAGACUGAAGCAGGAUUUUGUCAAUGGGUAAAUGACACUGAUCCUGGUGCUCCUUGCUAUGGUGGAUAGGAAUCCCUGUGAUCUGGGGUACCAUUCUUCUGAAAGUGUUGGUCUCUGGCACACAGACUGCUUAGAGCUGGCUGCUGGAGUCACAGUCUGUAUUGAGGGUUAUUUCCUGGAAACCCUGACAGGUGUAUUAUACUGUGCCAAGGGGACACUGAAAGUGUAACGGUUGGUGUUACUGAGUGGCUGAUGUGACAAUAGUAACUUGUGUGGACAGAAUCAAACGUGGGUUUAUUCACAUUAUCGUCUGCAUCCUCCUUCCUUGCUGGGACCUGUGUCUGUUCUUCAGGGCAUUAUUCCUGACAGGGCAUCAAGCUGAAAACACUGUGCUGCAAGAACUUCACUUAACGAAAUCAGCACAGAACACAGGAAAAUUAUUAUUUUUAUCUGGAAUUAGGAAAUAAAAUGUUAAAAAUUAUGGUCCUGACGAGAAAGAACAUCUGUAUGGUUUUUUAAAUCCUAUUUUUGCUCAUUUUCAAGCCUUUUUAUUUUUUACAUCUUAUCUCUAAAUAUUUGUAUUUUAUUGUAUUUUUUCAAGCUUUUUAACUUAACUGGAAAUACUUGCUCAGAUUCUUAAUAUCAGAUGAAAUUGGAAGCAUAAUCUUGUUUAAAAUGUAAUAGUAAAGAUCAUUCCAUUUAAUUUUCAUUUAUUCUAAUAUAGACUUUUCCCAAGGAUUGUCACUGAUAUUCUGUGGGUUUUGUUUUAAGAUGUAGGAGCUGGGCAUAGUAGCUCAUGCCUGUAAUCCUAUAACUUUGGAGAGUGGACAGGAAGAUCUUGAGUUCAAUGCCAUCCUGUUUCUAAAUAAAAUAUUCUGGUUAUCUCAAGUCAUCUUAUAUGUGUUAUAAAGGUUGGUGACUGUCCCUCAUUAGACUUCUGUGUUAACCUGGCAUAGGAAAACGUUAUGUUGUCAGCUGUUUAACAAUCGUGUUGCUUUACAUGCCUUGUGUUUUCUGGGGGAGUUUGAAAUCAAACCUGAUAAAUACACUAUCAUAAGUACGGUUUGUAUUUCUCAUUCAAGCACUUUCUGUCAUAAGUGUUUCUGUUGCUCUUUUUUUUUUCCUGAAGCCGGUCUAGAAUAUCAGUUCCUCCAUGCUACUUUAGAGGGCUGCCAACUCCCCAGGAGGAUUGAGAAAUCAUUCGCAGUGUUUAUCUAGUGAAGAUGCUAUAUGAAAUGCCUGCAGUGUUAAGUCUGGGGCUCUGACCCAUGUCUUUUUAGGACUUUUUUUUUAAGUAUCAAAUACACAUUUGACCCCAAAGGGAAUUAAAAAAAUAACAUUUGACCUAAGUGUUGUGAGUGGCUUCCUGAUUAUGUUCAUCUCUCAAAAAUACGUUAUCCUGUCUUGGAAUCUCUUAAGGCAAUAGUUCCCAACCUUCCUGAUGCUGCAACCCUUUAAUACAGUUCCACAUGUUGGGGUGACCCCCAACCAUAAAGGUAUUUUGUUGCCACUUCAUAACUAACUUUGCUACUAUUAUGAAUUGUAAUAUAAAUAUCUGCAGAAUAUCUGGUACGCAACCCCAAAGGGGUCAUGACCCACAGGUUGAGAACCCCUGUCUUAAAGUGUAAACAGUAAAUGUGUAUAAAUGAGGACAAUUAACUCAAAUAUUAAACUUGUUCUUUAGAUAUUUUCUUUGCAACUCAAGAGUAAACCAAGUUCAUGGAGAACGUAGUGUGGUCAUGAAAGAUGUAGUCUGUAAGCCAGGAGAAGCAGCCUUUCAAGUGUAUUUUUUCUAAGGACUCUGUUUCAGCUAGGAAGAUCAACUCCUGGAAUAAAAUAACAAAACUCCCAUAGCCUUUCCAGUAGAAUAUUGCAUCGGUCUGCCAUCACCCCAGGGUGUUGGUUCCUGCCUGCAGUGUUUCAACAAUUUGUAUGGGGGAGCACAUUUUUAAAAUGUCUUGGAAAAGUGAAUUAAUGUAUUGAAUUAAAUCCUCCAGUUUAGUCUAAAGAGAAUUAUUGGUUUUGGAGACAAGAGUAUAGGGCUGUGGUCCCUGUUCCAUCACCAACUUGACUAUGUGACUUCAAGCAAAUGAUUGAACUUCUCUGUGCCUCAGUUUCUCCAUAUUACAAAAUGGGGAUAAUGAUAAUCAACCAUUGCCUACCUCAUAGGGAUGCUUUGAGGACAAGUAAGAUGAUGUAGAUGAGUAUGAAUGCUUCGACCUCCUUGAAAGGUGCUAUAGAUUAAGGUUGCAUCAUUUUUAAUGAUCCAGUUCAUUGUAUUUAGAAUUAGCUAAUAGCAAUACUUUUGUCAUGUUUCAAUUCAAGGCAUAUUUCUACUCCUCUUCUAUGGCCAGAUCCCAAGUUUCCAUUCAGUCAUGGUAUCUAAGGAACUGACACGGGUGUUUGUCUUCUGUCUCUGAUGGUAAUAUGUCGAUUCUGAGUAGUCAUAAAGGCUGGAGUUUAACUUGUGAUGUCUUCUAGUUUACAUGUAAUGAACCUUAUUCAAGUUGUAUAUUAAAAGUAUAAUUACUUGUAAAUAACAGGUACGUUGUAAUUAAGGGCACUUAUCAACUUGUCUUUGUUCUUUUUAAAAUUGUAAUAAAGGUCAGUUUUAUAUAAAA